This is a messenger RNA of Akanthomyces muscarius, 1614 nucleotides long. RefSeq lists its product as uncharacterized. Bases 1 to 1614 code for a protein of 537 amino acids. The transcript has 4 exons. Lineage: Eukaryota; Fungi; Ascomycota; Sordariomycetes; Hypocreales; Cordycipitaceae. The record is from RefSeq and is a predicted model, not a curated record. Gene Ontology annotation, molecular function: oxidoreductase activity, acting on CH-OH group of donors; flavin adenine dinucleotide binding.
AUGUUCACACGACACAAGAACCCUAUACACAACCCUUUGCGUUAUGCCGCAGCAGAACGGCAUUCUGGUCCUCCUGUUACGGUGGCGGCGGCGAGACGAACUUUGCCAACUUAUGAUUACGUCAUCGUUGGCGCUGGUACAGCUGGAUGUGUGCUCGCUAGCAAGCUGUCCGAAGAUCCUAAUAUAACUGUGCUUCUCCUCGAGGCUGGCGGAGACAAUAACAAAGUUUUGGAGACAAAAGUACCUCUCAUGUUUGCGAAACUUUUCCACACUAGCCACGACUGGAACUACUAUACCGCGGAACAGCAGUCUAUUGCCGGACGCCGAUUGUAUUGGCCGCGAGGUCGAAUUCUCGGUGGUUCAUCAUCAUUAAAUGCCAUGAUGUACCAUCAUGCCUCGGCUUCGGAUUUCGAGGAGUGGGUCACUGUGCAUGGUUGCGAGGGCUGGGGAUACAGCGAUCUUGUUCCACACUUCCGAGCGGUUGAAAGAUUUACACCAAACCCGGCUCGGCCGGAGAUUAAUACAGAUCACCACGGAGAUGCCGGUCAAUGGCACGUUGGCUACUCUUGGCUGUCCCCGAUCGUUGAGGACGGAUUUCUCCCGGCUUGUCAUGAUGCUGGCAUCAGUCCAAAUAGUGACUUCAACUCGUCUGGUGUCAGUCUUGGUGUUUCUCGAUUCCAAACUUUUAUAGACACCAAAGGCCAACGAUCCUCACUUGCCACUGCGUUCCUCGACCCCGAAGUUAUGAAACGACCGAACUUAUAUGUGGGCUGUGGGGCUUAUGUCACGAAAGUAUUGUUUGAUCGAAUCAACAACGAGAAGCCUACCGCGAUUGGUAUUGAGUUCCAAACUAGCCGAGACAGCGUACGCUAUCACGUACAUGCCAAGCGAGAGGUGAUUCUUUCGGGAGGAUCCAUCAAUACUCCUCAGAUUCUUACAUUAAGUGGCAUCGGAUCGAGAGAGGAACUACGAAAGCAUGCAAUUGGUUUUGUGCUUGCAAACGACCACGUGGGAAAGAAUGCACCGGACUUGGAAAUCAUCGCAGCUCCAUUCAGUUUCAGCCACCACGGGGAAGAGCGACCUGUAGACCAGGCGGGCGUCUUCAGUUUCGUCCCGAUUUGCCUUCGGCCACAGAGCAAAGGCACCGUCAGCCUCAAGAGCACAGACAUUUUUGACCACCCAAUUAUUGACCCCGAGUACCUCACUGAUGAGGAGGACAAUGACAAACGUGUCUUGAUAGCGGGCCUCCGUCUUUGUCUCAAGAUCAUGCGCAGCCCAUCAUUCGAGCGCUAUUUCGAGCCGGUCCCGACUGAUGAUGAUACUUCUUCAUAUUGGUGGCCGUAUUCUUGCAGCGACCCCAAUAGUAUCACUGAUGAGCAACUUGGUCGUUUUUUGGUCGAGCGGGCCUUUACGCUUUAUCACCCUGUCGGCUCAGCACGUAUGGGCCGUUCACCGUCUGACAGCGUUGUUGACUUGCAGUGUCGCGUGCACGGCACAAACGGUCUGCGCAUUGUCGAUGCGAGCAUAUUCCCGGAACAAAUAAGUGGCCAUCCGACUGCACCAAUUGCUGCCAUUGCCCACAAAGUUAGUGAGAUGAUUGCAAAGGCUAGAUAA